Molecule: messenger RNA, 1806 nt
Organism: Pseudozyma hubeiensis SY62
Lineage: Eukaryota; Fungi; Basidiomycota; Ustilaginomycetes; Ustilaginales; Ustilaginaceae
Exons: 1
Coding region: 1-1806 (601 amino acids)
Source: RefSeq, a predicted model, not a curated record
AUGGGAUUCAACAAGAAACUCGUUCUCGCAGGUCUAGCUGUCGGUGUCACAGCGUACAUGCUCUACAAGGCAUCCAAGAAACAUCAACACUCGAAUCCAACCCAUCAGAUCGCUCAGGCACCACCUCCACCGUCGAUGUCGCAUUCCAACUCGCACGCUUCGUCGUGGGGGUCUGCCGCAGUAGCCGGUACCGCCGUCGCUGCAGCAGGCGCUUAUGCAGCCCAUCACCACAACCAACAGCAGUCCAACCACUCUGCUACCAACAAUCCCAAUCUGUCGUGGGACACGCUGCGAGACUGGAAGCACAUCGCCAACCUCCUCUCGACAUGCGUCAUGGAUCAGUACCUCUAUCCCUUCUACACGUUCGCGGAUGUCGUGCGCAUCGCUCAACACAUCGCCUCCUCCGGAGCGUUGCAGCAGUGCGCCGACAGCUGGCAACUGCCUCCGUACCUUGCGCAGGAUCUGGUGAAGCUGGCCCUGUUCGAUGUGAUGUUUUUGCUCGACGAUUCGGCAUCCAUGCGAUCGGAAGGUACGAGGAGGAGGGAUUCGUUGGCGGGAAUUCUGAAGCGAGCGGCAGAUGCAGCGGCUAGGUUCGACCCGGACGGUAUGGAGGUGGCGUGGAUGAACAGCUCCGCCCAGCAAAAGAUUCACAACGUCGCCGAGGCGGAACAGUUGACCAGCAGAUGUGCCUACGACGGCAGGUCGACCCCGAUGGGCAGCAGUCUCGAGAGCAAGAUCCUCGCGCCGUUGGUGUUGUCUCCCGCAACGCAGGGAAGACUGCAGAAGCCCGCGUUUGUUCUGGUCAUCACGGACGGCAGACCGACCGGAUCCAGCGAAAAGGGGGAGAAGAUCGUCAAAGUCUUGCAGAAUGCGAAACGAACGCUGGCCAGCACGCGGUAUGGCGAGGACGCGGUGUCCUUCCAGAUCGCUGCCGUCGGCAACGACCGCGAAGCCCAAGAGUGGCUGGAUUCGAUCGACAACGACCCCACCGUCGGCGACCUCGUCGACGUGUGCUCGGACAUCGCCAUCGAAUCGGCCCAAGUCAAGCGCAGCACGGGCAUCGAACUCACCCCCGAGCUCUACUGCCUCAAGCUGCUCCUCGGACCCAUCGACACCUCGUACGAUGCGAGCGACGAGAACGAAAAGGAGAGCAGCUGGGAUCGCAGAGCCAAGCGCAGGAGGGAGAAGAAGGAGCUGGAGAAGAGGGAGAAGCAGCAGAGGUUUGCAAGGGAGAUGGAGGCGUUUCGGAGGGAGAGGGAUGCAGCGCUGCAGGGGGCGACGCCGGUUCCGAGUGCCGGGGGUGCGCUGCCGCCCCAAGGAGAUGUGGGGUUGAGCGGGUACUCCCACCAGCCUUCGUAUCCUCCACAGGGACAGGGGUAUCAGGGCGGGUAUCCGCAACAGCAGCAGCAACCUUAUCCUCCGCAGUCAUCGUACGGCGCUCCCCCAUCGCAGCCACCUUCGAGCGGUUACCCAGCUCCAGGAGGUCAAGCAUACUACCCCCCUCCUCCCAACAACACCGGGUACCAACCCUACGGAGCCGCUCCACCAGGCGGGCCGGGCGCACCACCGCCGUACCCGCCGGCGUACUCGCAACCGUCGUACGGCCAAAGGGAUAUGCAGCAGCCGGGAGGCGGGUCGAGCUAUCCUGGUGCCGGAGGCGGAGGGUUCGUGCCGGGUACGGGCGGGUUUGCCAUGCCCACCCCGAAUGCUGGUGGCGGGUACGCGGCGCAGGGAGAGGGACAGCUGCCGCCUCCGUCGGGGCAGGCGCCGUUUGGGUUUCCUCAGGCGAGACCGUCCGGGUACUGA